Molecule: messenger RNA, 1056 nt
Organism: Notodromas monacha
Lineage: Eukaryota; Metazoa; Arthropoda; Ostracoda; Podocopida; Cyprididae
Source: the annotation of a GenBank genome assembly
GAAUAUGUCAAUGAAUUACUCAUUUUUCAUCAUGGAAAUGCAGUCGAUGGUUGUUUAUGGAAUAAUCCGCGCAACGUGACAAUUGAUAUGGAAAAGCUGGAGAAAUUAUUCACCAAGGAACAGUUCGUCUCUGGCACUGAGUCCUCAAGCAGACAAACUGGGACACUGGCGAAAUCAAGUCCCGGAAGAAAGCAAGGAAUUGCUGCGAUGAAUUCCCAGGAAAAUUCUAAGAUCGAACUGUUGGAUUCGAAGAAAAGCCUGGCAGUCAACAUUUUUUUGAGGCAGUUCAAGGUUCCGCCGUCAAAAUUGCUGGAAGAGAUUUCAUCGUGUGACGUUGUUCACCUGCAAACUGAGCAUUUCCAGAAAUUGGCAACCUUUUUGCCGGAUUCUGCUGAGAUCGAAAUGCUGAAAGCAUUUACGGGUCAGAAAGAGAUACUCGGAGUAGCUGAGAAUUUCCUGCUGUCGAUCAGUGAAAUGCCGUCGUUUCGACUGCGACUUGACGCCCUGAAAACGAGAUGCAAGUUUGAGGAGGACUGGAGUAGACUGAAAUCCCAAUUGGAAACGGUCGAAAAAGCCUGUAAAGCAGUUCUUGAUGCCAAGAAACUCACGCAAUUUCUGUUGCUGAUUCUCGAAACCGGUAACUACAUGAAUUCGGGAAGUUAUGCAGGAAAUGCCGCUGGAUUCAAACUGAGCUCGCUGCCGAAAUUGACUGAAAUCAAGGCGAAUUCUGGAAGAAUAACGCUUCUUCAUUACAUUGUGUCCGAGGUCCAAAGACGGGACCCAGGAUUGCUGAGUUUUCCAAACGAUCUGGAAGUUCUUAACGAAGUGUUGAAAAUUCCACUGGAAACCUUGGAAUCCGAAGUUGAACAAGUGAUCAAAGAAAUUCGUGAUCUUCAAGGCGGAUUAGAGGAAUCUCCUGAGCUGAAGCCGAUAUUCCACAGUUGGCUGAAGAAAGCGUCUGAAAAAGCGGAAGAAUUGCGCAAAACCAAAGAAGCAGCAUAUGUUCUUGGCAAGUCUAAGAUGGCGGUAUAUUUUGCUGUCCCAUUCGAAACUUUU